AUGUCGAACCCAAACGAAGCACAAGCAGGUACCCUCAGACCCAUGUUCUGGGCUCAUGUUUCUACAGACGAUGCUGGUUACUCCAGCAUUCUGCAUUCGCGGGAAUCUGCUCUCCUGCCCGAGCGCGAGCAGCAUGGUGCGACCAAUGCAAGCUCUGUAUCAUCUACCAGGCCAAGCCAUCGGCCAAGCGCAUCUGUAUCAUCGGCCUCUUCGACAGUCUCAACAGAGUCUACACCUUCAUCGCCGGAAGCAUCCGAAUCAGGAUAUCCUGUCCAGAUCAAAAUCCGACGAGCCCCUCUGAAGCGCAAACCAAUACUGCGAAGAUGCUGUUCACCCAUGACCGAGAGCUUACGCGAGAUACGACAGAGGCAGUCCGAAGAAGACUUGCGCAACCUGUACGAAGCGCAGACUCUGGCGUAUCUGAAUGAUGCGAUCCACUUCUGA
This is a messenger RNA of Aureobasidium uvarum, 444 nucleotides long. NCBI's taxonomy places the organism in Eukaryota, Fungi, Ascomycota, Dothideomycetes, Dothideales, Saccotheciaceae. The record is from the annotation of a GenBank genome assembly.